Messenger RNA from Cylas formicarius (sweet potato weevil), 998 nucleotides. RefSeq names its product prefoldin subunit 3 (gene mgr). Lineage: Eukaryota; Metazoa; Arthropoda; Insecta; Coleoptera; Brentidae. Gene Ontology annotation, cellular component: prefoldin complex; cytoplasm. Gene Ontology annotation, biological process: tubulin complex assembly; protein folding; microtubule-based process. The transcript has 3 exons. Bases 141 to 707 code for a protein of 188 amino acids. The record is from RefSeq and is a predicted model, not a curated record. Gene Ontology annotation, molecular function: tubulin binding.
UCUAUGCAAACACUGGCCGAAUGAUCUUGGUAACAAUUGUAAGUGAUUAAUUUAAAAAAAGAGUCUUAAAGAAUAGUUUAUUCUUAACCUUGACACAAAAAGAAGCUUUGGGGAAGGAAAGGUUGCAUUUUUGUUUUAAAAUGGAUUUUGAAGCUGAUAAAAUUGAAUUAGGUGACAAAAAAUCUUACGCGGGUAUUCCAGAAGCUGAAUUUGUUGAAGAUGUUGAUUCUUAUAUGGCAAGAUCCGAAAACAACGGAAAUAUUGAAGAAGUGUUAAAGAGAUUAGAUAAUCAGCAUGCAAAAUAUAAAUUUAUGGAGUACAAUUUGCUGUCAAAAAAGAAGCGCCUGCAAAACCAGAUUCCUGAAUUAAAACGGUCAUUAACAAUGAUUGAAAAACUGAAGAAACAAAAAGAGGAAUUCAAAACUCAGUUUCUUCUAAGUGAACAAGUUUUUGCCAAAGCACAGGUUAUGCCUACUGACAAAGUGUGUCUUUGGUUAGGAGCAAAUGUUAUGUUGGAAUAUAGUUUAGAUGAUGCGAAAAAACUUCUAACACAGAAUAUUGCAGCAGCUGAAAGAAACUUAGGUUAUGCGGAUCAUGAUUUGGAUUUUCUAAGGGAUCAAUUUACCACCACUGAAGUCAACAUGGCAAGGGUAUAUAACUGGGAUGUUAAGAGACGUCAGUCAGCUCAAGUUACAACUGCAAAAUGAUUAUGAACUUCUAAAGUACAUCAAUUUCAUUUAAGGCAUCUUGAAGUAUGUGCUUUUCAUUUGAAUUUUAACACUUGCCUAACAAUCAACCUUUGGUUUUCUGAAUAAAAGAUUUAUUUAUUCAUUAUUUUAAUGUAAUCAACGGCUAUUUUGUUAUUAAAUUUUGUGAAUCAAUAAAUUUCAAAGUAUUGUAAUUGAUUAUUGGACUGCUCAAAUUGUGCCAUGUUCUAUUAAUAAGUUAUCACAAUAGGAUAAGGUCUUGGGAAAUAUAGGUACAUACAAAUAAUAGUU